UUGUAUUGAAGUCAAUGUAUCUAGAUACACUUUUCGUGCAGACAGCAUCAGAUACAUGGUCUACACAUACUGAGAUAGAGGGGCACUGUUUCGCUUGAUACGAUGCUUUAACUUUCGGCGUGCAUGUCGGUGAAAUAAAUGAUCUCAAUAUUUCAAUAUUUUAUUUGGAUGGGCAAGGUACGGUAGGGCGGGCCAUGCCCGGCCCCCUAAGGGCGGCUCAUAACGCCGACCCUGCAUUCAGCAACUUUUAUUUUUACUAGCAAAUAGCACUGUAGCCUACCUAGUCUAUUCUAUACAUCUGUUAACGAAAUGGGCCACUAUUCUAAUAAUUGCUCUCAUGACUUGGAUACAUAUUGGGAUGAAUUCAUAAAUAAAUGUGUGCCAUGUCAUCAACAUCCAAAUCAGCGGAUUCGACCAGGGUACGAAUUUAGUCCAAACUGUGGCAUGCAUGAUGAUGGGGGAAGAUCGGAACAACCGUAUCGAUCGUGUGCCGCACUGACCUUCAAUAACGGGAGCUUCGUGAAAUGCCAACCCUGUUCUAGCUGCCCUCCAAUCCAUCAAAAGCUGUCAGAAUGCAACGCAACUACAGACACGCAAUGCUGCGGAGCGAGGGACCAGACAGGCUGUUGGAAAGGAGCCCUGAGUACCACGACUCAACAGGUCCAACGGUCAACAACGUUGAGGGUCCAAGUGUCAACAUCAAAUCCCACCACAGCCAAACACAUUGAUCUGAGAUUACAUGGUGAUUCACAUGUCAACCAUCAGACUGCAUGGAUAGUGCUUACUGUCAUCUUCGUUUUCUCUGUACUUGCAUUUCUCUUAUUCAUCUAUAUUAAGAAGAGAAGGAGAAGAUCAAGAGCCUUUUGCAGCAGAGAUAAGGAGAAUACGCUGUGCUUCAAGGUCAGCCUUAAAGACUGCCUCCCAUCAGACAAUAUCCUGUAUACCAACCAACAGUCACGGAGCAGUAAGAGAGCAGAGGUUGCUCUCCUACAGUCAGAGACCAGGAGCCUAGAGGACCUUUUGAGUCCUGACCUCCAGUCGGCGCCACUGCAGACGGUUCUGGACAACUUGGAUGUUCUAGAGGAGCUUGUGAUUCUGCUGGACCCGGAGAGCCCUGGGGUGAAGAACACCAGCCACCUAACAUCUCGCUUCUCCUUCCCCGCCACCUACACCUACUCCCUGAGGGACAGUAAGAGCCCCCUGAGGGCCGUGCUGGAGGGGGUCACCACCAAGCACCCAGAGUGGACUGUAGGCCACCUGGCCAGGCACCUGAGAGAGAUGGACCGGAACGAUGCAGUAGCAGUGCUCACCAAGCUCACCUUGCUUAAGGUUGUCUAGUCUGAGUGUGUUCUGUGUUGGGUCCGGAAAAUAUGUUAACCCCAGUGUCCCGGCCAAGUUCCCAACCUGGCCCUCACACAAUCAUGGCCACCUAAUCAUUAUCAUCUUAUAUCAAAUGUAUUAUCACCAUGAUUCUAUCACCAACCAAUGAUAUUGCUGUAUUUAUACAGAAAUUAAUGUAAUAUCUGCAUUUGUUGUUUAAUUCACUUUUCAAAUGACCAAGUCUGAUUUGUUCAAACAUCUUCACAUCUUUAUUAAGCAAAUAACAUUAUAAAUAAAAAAAGUGCAUAGAAAAAUUAAA
This is a messenger RNA of Coregonus clupeaformis (lake whitefish), 1639 nucleotides long. Its product is annotated as IGF-like family receptor 1. Lineage: Eukaryota; Metazoa; Chordata; Actinopteri; Salmoniformes; Salmonidae. The record is from RefSeq and is a predicted model, not a curated record. Gene Ontology annotation, molecular function: protein binding.